Messenger RNA from Stegastes partitus (bicolor damselfish), 3812 nucleotides. RefSeq names its product interleukin-10 receptor subunit beta-like. The transcript is spliced from 8 exons. Gene Ontology annotation, cellular component: plasma membrane. The coding region runs from base 130 to 1380 and encodes 416 amino acids. Lineage: Eukaryota; Metazoa; Chordata; Actinopteri; Pomacentridae. The record is from RefSeq and is a predicted model, not a curated record. Gene Ontology annotation, biological process: cytokine-mediated signaling pathway. Gene Ontology annotation, molecular function: interferon receptor activity; protein binding.
UAUCCAGAUCGCUCUGCCAGUUUCAGCCGAGUGGAGCCGACUCCGAGUGAAGUGCGUCCGAGCCAAUCCUUGGCAUUAAGCACACGAUUAAUACGUUGGAAGCUGUUACUAGCUGCCAGAAUAUCAAUCAUGUCUGCUGCUCUUUAUUUCUGCCUUCUGUGUUGGUGUCUCCAGAACAGCGCUGCUGGAGUAGACCCGACCCCACCACGGGAUGUGACCAUGAUCACCAUGAACACCCAUUACAUACUGAGCUGGGACUAUGGCCAGAGUGCUGCAGACUCUCACAAUGUCACCUUCACCACACAAUAUGUUGCGAAGUACAAGCUGAAGUCCAAGAAGAAGGAUCCAAUCUGGUCCACGUCAUGUAAGGAGACGUCAGAGAUGUCAUGUGAUCUUACAGCAUGCAACCUGCACUACCUGGGCAUCUACAUGCUUCGUGUACGAGCCAAUGUGAACCGGAAUCACUCCGACUGGGUGCACAUGGAAUUCUGUCCUGAUAAAGAUGCUGCUGUAGGACCUCCAUCGACAGUGAACCUUGCUCCUGCUGGAAGUGACCUGGACGUUUUCAUCUCUGAUCCUCUGACCAGCACCAACAGCUCAAUGAAGGAGCAUCUUCCUAAGCUGUACUACGAUAUUCUUUACUGGGAACGCUCUCUAAACAGACAGGCCUCAACGACCCAGACAGUAAGCAGCAGUGCCAGUUUGGUGACUUUGCCAAACUUGAAGCCCUGGACCUGGUACUGUGUGAGCGUGCAGACGCGCUAUGACUUCUACAACAAAAGCAGCAGCUUCACCUCACCGCAUUGCAUGCAGACAGAAGGUGCUACUCCAUGGUGGCAGAUUUUUGUAUACUUUUUGGGCUCUCUUGUCAUCUGCUUUGUCGUCGUGCUGCUCUCACUCUAUGGCUCUUUUUGGUGCUGCAAGACCUUCAAGACGGCAUUGUACCCUCCGAACCAGCUGCCCCCACACUUUAAGGAUUACCUUUUUGACUCUCCAGCCUCUGACGUUCCGCGCCUUCUCACCCCGGAUUCAGAAUCAUUACUGCUGUGUGACAAUGUGACUGUCUGUCCUGAGUCAACUGUCUUGGAAAUUCAUAACCCACCCCUUGAAGACCUUCCAACACCAACAGCAGGCUUGGACCCAGACAACAGUGGCAGACACAGUCGCCAGGACAGCAGCAGCAGUGGAGACUCUGGCGUUUAUUCUACAGGAGGCAGCUCCAACUUAAGGCAGUCCAACACCACCAAGUCCUCUGCAGGUGCUCAAGACAGCUGCCAGGGUUUGUGUGACUCAGAGCAGAUGAAGAUGCAGGAGAUGGCUCCAGGGCUUAACAGUCCACCUCUGAUCGCAGAUGAGGGCGUUGUAGACAUGUGUGUCUGAAGCUGUGCACAGGAAAAUCUAUUUUUUCGAAGAGCAUUCUGCUGGGCGUCCGGAUAACUCAACAGGUGGGGCAGGCAACCCAUGUACAGGGGCUAUAGUCCCCAGUGCAGCAGCCGCGGUUCGAUUCAAGCCAGCGGCUCAUUUGCUGCAUGUCCUUUCCCCACUCUUCUCCUCAUAUUUCUCUGUCACGCUUUCACUGUCCUAUACAUUAAAGGCAGAAAAGCCUCAAAAAAUAUCUUUUAAAAAAAAGAAGAGCAUUAUGCUAAGAGGAUUUUAUGGAAGAUGCACAUGUUUGAAGUGUGCAGUGUGCCCUUUUUGCACCUUUUAACUGUGAAGCAGUAGAGGUAUGUGUGCUGUCUGUUAUAAAUGGUAUAUGGAAGAAAGACACAAGCUGAUGAGUGACAGACUCACACAAGAAACAAACAUGAACUGUUGCUGAGGCAUCCAAUGUUGCCAGCCUCCAUGUAAUGCUGAAGACAAGCCACAAUACUGCUGACUUGAGCUCCCUUUGUUUUCCAAAAUUCUGGUCCUUAUUUGGACCAGAUUGUUAUUAUAUUUCCACCAAACAGGAGGUGCUGUUGGUGCUGAUUUAAAUAGAUUUUACAUUCCCUUCUCCUUGUCUUCAACAGCUGCUGUCUUGACCCUGCAUUCAUGCAAUGAGUGGUUAAUGUGGGGCUUGAAUUUGACUGAGUGUAACUGAGAGGAUUGUAUCUCUGGAGCAGUCUGCAUUAACAUUGGUUUGGGUCUUUUACUGCCACAUUGCUUUAACCCUCAAGUGACCAGUAGGUCAUUUUUGUGAUGUUAUGUUUUGAUUUUUGGUCAUUUUGGCAGUGUUAAUGCAUAUGGCAUAAAAAUGUAGUAAAUGUAUGUAUUUUGGGGGUCCUGGGGCUCCCAUAAUGCAUCAAUAAUACACUGUGUGCACAAAACAAUUACACUCUGGACCUUAAAGACCAAAAUGUCUCAUGCAGAGAGAUUAAAAACUGCUAUUUUUGAUGUCUUCUGUUAAUGUUAAUACAAGCCUUUUUUGGAUCUUCUAGUGUGUGGCUCUUGUUCUAUAUUUAUAUACACUACUCACAAAAAGUUAGGGAUAUUUGGCUUUCAGGUGAAAUUUAUGGAAAAUGUAAAAAGUUCACGCUACAGUGGUAUUACAUCAUGAAAGUAGAGCAUUUAAAUAGAAGCAUGCAAUGGUGAUUUCUAGGGCUGGACCCGAAUAGCCGACUAUUUGUUCGCUCUGCUGGUAUUGGGAUAGCAAUUUUGAUCUCUGAAUAUGACUUUCAUCAGAGAACAGCACUGAGGCCCACUGUAACCUCAUCCAGCGUAUAUGCUCCCUCUGCCUGGUGGUUUGGUCAGGUACCCUUGGAGGUCGUCUAGCACGCAGACCACGCUGAUGGUCUGACGUGACACUUCACCUCACUUAAAUGUGCCUGGAGUUGAGUGGCAUUCAUCAUCCAGUUCCACAGGGCAAUGUUCACAAUGAAGCGGUCAUCAGAUGAAUGGACGGAUGGACGGAUAGAUGGGUAGAUACUUUGUUAAUCCCGAGAAAAAUUCAACAUGGGCAUCAUCAGUAUGGGAUGUGGCCAGAGGACGUCCACUUCUAUGCCUUUCUGUGACUCUUCCAGUCUCCCUGUAUCUCUGCUCCCUGCUGAUGACACUCAGUGGCCACUUCUGUCUGAGAACAUCCUGUUUGAAGCUGUGCAAUGGCGAGGUACUGUUGAUCAGUUGUUAGGCGUCGUCUUGGUCUCAUGAUGUCAAAAUGUGAACAGCAUGAUGGGGAGUACUGUUUAAAUACCAAUUCUAAUUGAACAAGGAAAUUCGUUGGUCGAUUCAUGGAUCAAACACCUGUUGUUGCUGUUGCCAGCUGCUUGCUCAGAGGGAGUCCAAAGGCUACUUUGUACUGUUGGGUUUUGUGUUACAAUUUGUAAGGUCUAUACCUUACUAUGUAAAGAGCUUUCAGAUGGCAUAUGUUGUAAACUGCGUUGUGUAAAUAAAAUUGAAUUGAAAAUUGAAUUGUGAAUUUUGCUGUUAAGCUCCUUCUUAGAGAACAGCAAGUUGUGCAGAAAUUGCUGAAACAUUGAACUGGUGGACAUUCAAAAGUUUAGAGAAGGUCAUAUUAAGUUCACCUGUAAAGGUUAUAGUGCAGGUUCAUCCUGAAAUUUCACCCGAAAGCCAGAUAUCCCUAACCUUUUGUGAGUUGUGUGUGUGAGUGUUUGUGUGUUUGUUUGUGCGUGCGUGCGUGCGUGUAUAUAAUCUCUGUAUAGAGGGGUUUGUCAUGCCCUCAUUGACAUAAACUGGAUGAAUAAAAUAGUAGAGCAACUCAUUAACCCGCUGAAGCCCAUGCAGUUUUAUGUGUGUCUUCUACUCCUGUAUCAUUUUUCCUCACUGUAUGUUCAUUUUUCAUUGCAAUAUAAAAGGAAGGAGCAAGAACUCAGAAA